CAAACCAGGCAAACCCAGAGGAACACUAAGUCGCAAAUGAAUGGAGAAGGUGGUAUUAAAGUGAAUCAAUCGGUCGUUUUAAACGACCAAUAGAAGAUGUCUGCACACCAUCUGCCACAAGAUCAGGAAAGAAGUUUCGGGAAACAGAAUGCACUGAUUCGGAAAGUUUGAGUAUUUCGGAUAGACAGCGGAUUGCAAUGAUCAAAGAUACGCUUCAUGAAGCACAUGCUUUGUUCAGAAGAAGCGGAAUUUCUCAAGACGAAAGUCCUUUUCUUAAUGAUGAUGUACCCGUUCUUAGCGACAAGCUUGCAAAAUCGCUUUACAACAUUGAUGACAGAAUUUACGGAUGCGGUUUCAGAAAUUUAACGCUAGAAGUAUUCGUAAACGUGUCACAAAAUGUUAUCACCGACAAGGAAUAUGAGAAUUUGCGCCUGAAUAUUGCAGCUGUUGCGAGGGAGUUCGGGGAUUUCGAAACUGAAAUAAAGGUUGGACGAUACGAACAGCUGAACUAUUCUACCUGUCAAGUAGGCAACAAAAUCAAGAACGAAAAUGGACAGGUUGCGACACUUGGAGGCUUUGCAAAAAAGCAAGGAGAAUUGCAUGUUCUGCUCGCUAGACAUUUUGCCGACCCUGAACACGUUAAGUCAAUAUAUUACGUUGACUCGCAACGGAGGAAUGGAAUCCUUGCAAGCGUGUUGCCUAGUUCCCAUCGUGGUUUCUAUGAUAUUUCUGUUGCAAAGGUGUUGCGAAACAUCUCGAAUACAAUGUUUCGGAAUAGCGAAGGUCAGCCUAUGAAUAGUUCGUUAAUGGACAUGUCAACGGUCAAUCGCAGAGAUCUAUGUGAACGGCAUGUUCAUUUCUGGGCAGACGAACAACAACCGAGAGUUGGAAAAAUUGUGAUCCCCGAUUUCGAUAAAAGGUCUUCAGACACUAGAUAUGUUUUAAUUAAAGAAGUACUGGAAGCCAGUGAAGAACACAAUGAGUUGAGACCUCGUAGAUUAUGCGAAAUGGGCCAUAGUGGAGCUAUCUUCUGUUCUGAUGACAUCGACGGACAGUGUGUACACGUCUGUACAAUGCUCAUUGGAUCGAUCAAUUACAGCGAUGUGGCAAACGAUCCAAAAAUACAGGGCGAGUAUACAUCCUUUUCGCUUAAGCUGGGAAUAACACAACUAAAUGAAGAGCAUGGCGGACCUUUCCAUAUCUGCUGAAAUAGAGUGCAACAUAUGAAGCGAACAAUGUAAAAAAUAUAUGGACAUUCCUAAUUGAUCAAGACAAUGAUUCUAUUGCCAUGGCCGCGUCUCAGGUCAUCGUAAUACAACCUGUAUGUCUGAGGUGAUGAAAGAAAUAGUUUUGAUAUAAUGAUCAUAGUUGGUGCCAUGUUUCUUUGCGUAACUGUAUGGAUUGACUUGUUUGAUUUAACCAAUAAGUGUGAUUUUAGC
Messenger RNA from Mya arenaria, 1439 nucleotides. RefSeq lists its product as uncharacterized. Bases 198 to 1208 code for a protein of 336 amino acids. The transcript is spliced from 3 exons. NCBI's taxonomy places the organism in Eukaryota, Metazoa, Mollusca, Bivalvia, Myida, Myidae. The record is from RefSeq and is a predicted model, not a curated record.